Messenger RNA from Talaromyces rugulosus, 1158 nucleotides. RefSeq lists its product as uncharacterized. The transcript has a single exon. NCBI's taxonomy places the organism in Eukaryota, Fungi, Ascomycota, Eurotiomycetes, Eurotiales, Trichocomaceae. The record is from RefSeq and is a predicted model, not a curated record. Bases 1 to 1158 code for a protein of 385 amino acids.
AUGAGUCCACUCCUCUUUGACCGCGUCUCCCAAGGUCCGGCCAUGGUCCUUCCCCAUUCCCAGAACCAUCCGUCCUUUCAAUUCCCUUCCCAGUCCGUCCAGGGCCUGCAGGCCUUCGACUCCGGCUCGUGGUCCUUGGACAACGCGCCUUUUGCGAGCUCCUCCAAAGCAUCCGCGCGGUAUUCCCCCUCAUGGAAACCCAUGGCAAAUCCAAGGCCUGCAUUCACGAACCAGUCACGAAAGAGAUCCCGUGAUGACAGUGAUGAUUCCAACGAGCAGCGUCGUGAGCCCCUUGCUGCCGCUACCAAGGCAGCGCCUCCUAAACCUGUCGUGGAGGAGCCAAUUUACGGUGAAGGCAUGGUCUUGCUGAACCCUCGGACUGGCAUGGCAUUGUCUGCAGAUAGUCAGACAGGCACGUGGUUCGAAGAAACCGCGGAGAAACAGGCUGCCUUGGCGCCUCCGGUCUCAUCCAGACACCAGGAUGCUGGAUCCUCUAUUGCUCCCAGUCGCAAAUCCCAGCGUCUCGACGUCUCUGCUCCCGGAUUAGACGACGUGUCGCUUGCUUGUAUGCAGCAAAGACUUCAAUCGACCACCCACGACGAUGACCGCCGCUCUUUCGGAAACUCGGGCGUUUUUACUUCGAUUGACGAACCUCGUGUCGACGAUGUCACCCUCUUGCUCGGGAUCAGCUGGCAGCGAGUCAACCGCGAUGACCUGGCGCCUGCGAUUUGCGGGUGGGAAAAAUACAUCAAUAACCACUUCGGCCGGUAUCUGCACAGCGCCCGCAUUCUUCUAAAAAACCGCAGCCUCAAUGCCUAUCUCGUUGCUGCCCUGCCCGUCACCGAACCUAUGGCUGCAACCUCGACUUUUGGAACUGCUACGUCCCCUAUGUCAGCUGCUCUAGAGUUUGAUCCACGCUCUUAUUUCUUCCUGUUCAAGGAGGACUUGACCGAAGGCCAGCUUGUUGGCUCCACUGUCGACACCUGCCUGCAAAACCUCCGAUCUGCACCCAUCAACUUCGAAGGCAGCGAAAUCCUUCGCGCUUCUGAACGAUCACCGGAACGCGUUAUGAACGAGUCAAUGAACGACAGCAACGUAGUCGGAAACGGGUUGAAGCAUGACAUGGCGAUGGGAACGGGGAUGGACCUCGACUUUUAA